Molecule: messenger RNA, 2130 nt
Organism: Paramecium tetraurelia
Lineage: Eukaryota; Ciliophora; Oligohymenophorea; Peniculida; Parameciidae
Exons: 6
Molecular function (GO): RNA binding
Source: RefSeq, a predicted model, not a curated record
AUGGAAGGUACACUUAGUUUCUAUCUAGACAUCUUUAAAUCGCCCUCUAAUAAAUUCUUCAUAAUUAAAUACAAGACCAGAGGACAAGCCGAUCUAAGUCUAAAUAAUUAAGUGAUUUUCCUCCAAAAGAGAUUUGAUUAGCAAUUAAGGAAUGCAGCCUAAGUAUGCGAGUAAGUAGGAGUCUUUUUGAGUUGUCUGGAUCAACAAUCAUUUAUUGCUUUUGGUACAAUUUAGAAUGAACCAACUGAUUUUGAAUAUCUCACCGAGGAAUAGUAGCAGAAUUUGAGUAAAUUGCAGGAGUUUUUCUAAUCAUUUGUGAAGGUAGAGUGGAUAUUUAAAGGUGUGCUUAAUUUUGAGAAAACUAAAAAUAUUAAAAAUGAUUUGAAUGAAAUGAAACCAGUCAAUCAUUGUAAGGAUGUCUAGGAAUUGACUUGUCAGACUGCAGAAUAAUUAUUAUCAUUGCUUUAAAAAUAAGAACCUUAUAAGCCUUAGCCUUAAUGGGGUGUUGUAAUACCACAAAAAAUUAAUGAUAUAAUCAACUAAAAUCUUAGAACUCAUGAUAAUGAUAAAUAAAAAAGUAGUAAGAGUAGAAGUAGACACAAGGAUAAGGAAAAAGACAAAGAAAAAGAUAGAAGAAAAUCAAGCAAGGAUAGAGCAAAAGACAAGUAUGAUCGUAAGAGUAGAGAGAGAAGGAGUAAAGACAGAAGAAGUAAAGAAAGAAGUUAAAGAAGAAGUAAAGAGAAAAAAAAAAAAAGCAAUGAAAAAAAAGAUAACAGAGAAGAUAUAAAAAGCCAAAAUAUAUCAGAGUUUGUUGUUUAUGAUAAUAAGGAUUAAAGAGAAAAAGAAAGACAGACAAGAGAAAAAGAAUACUUGAAAGAAAAAGAUUAAAGAGAACAAAGAGAAAGAGACAGAGCAAAAGAAUAAAUAGAAUAGAGAGAGAGAGACAGAGAAAAAGAGUAACGAUAACAAAAAGAACAAGAAAAAAGAGAAAAGGAAGAAAAAGAAAUGAUAGAAAAAUAAAAGUAAAAAGAGAAAGAAAGAGAAAGAGAAAAGGAGAGAGAAAGAGAAAGAGAAAGAGAGAGGGAAAAAGAAAAAGAAAAAGAAAGGGAAAAAGAAAAAGAAAAAGAGAGAGAAAAAGAAAGAGAAAGAGAAAGAGAGAAAGAAAGAGAAAAAGAGAAGGAAAUUAACAAAGAUAGAGAAAAAGAUAGAGAUCGAUAAAGGGAUAAAGAAAAAGAUUAUAAUAGAGAUAGAGAGAAAUUUGAUAAAAGCAAAUAUGAUAAAAAAGAUGAUCAUAGAUAAAAAGAAAGAAAUGAGUCUAAACAUGAUUAUGAUAAAAAAUAAAAGGAUAAAGAGAGAGAUAAAAAUAGAGAGAAGUCUAAAGAGAAGUCUUUUGAGAGAUCGGAUAGAAAAGAUAGAGAGAGAAGGAAAGAGAAAGAAAGAUCAAGAGGUGGGGACAAAGAGAGAGAUAGAGAUUAAAAUAAUAAGAAACAUAAGGAUUAUAGAAGGGAAACAACCAAAAAGAGAAGUGAGGAGAGAUCAAAGCCUCGAUCUAGAAGUGAAGACAGACGCUAAGGUCAUAACUCAAAUAAAAAUAAGAAGAUCGUUGAAUUGGCUUCAUAAAGCGAACAACCAAGAGAAUUCUAUUCAUCUGUGUCAUUAUCAUCCCAUAAAUAAGAGUAAGAGCAACAAGAUCAUGAAUUGGAAUAAAAUUCUGUGAGACCUGAAUAGAAGGACCAAGUAGAUCUUGGAGUUAUUUUGAAUGUUUUGGAUUCCCCAAACCAAAAUGCACAAUAAUUUCAACCACUAAUUUAACCAGUUAUAAUUACACCGGCUGAAUAAAUAGUGUUAACAAAGCAAAGUGAAUCCCAACAAUCAAACAUUCUAAAUAGUGAUUCCAAAAAAAGGAUAUUAUUAGUGAAUUAGGAGAAAAGUUAAAGUGUGCCAGAUAAUGUUGAAUAGCAAAAACCAUUAAAUCCAGGUUCAAUGAAGAUCAUAAAAGAUGCGCCGUCAAAAAGUAUAUAAUAAAUAGCAAAUCAACAAUGUUAAGCAAAAAAGUCAGUGGUAAUUUAAGACUCGAAACAAGGCAGCGGAAGUUAAAUUAGAGAUAGAAUAAUACUUAAAAAGAAAUGA